This is a messenger RNA of Theileria orientalis strain Shintoku, 2607 nucleotides long. RefSeq names its product cell division cycle CDC48 homologue/transitional endoplasmic reticulum ATPase. Lineage: Eukaryota; Apicomplexa; Aconoidasida; Piroplasmida; Theileriidae. The transcript has 8 exons. Gene Ontology annotation, molecular function: ATP hydrolysis activity; polyubiquitin modification-dependent protein binding; ATP binding. Gene Ontology annotation, cellular component: cytosol; VCP-NPL4-UFD1 AAA ATPase complex; nucleus. Gene Ontology annotation, biological process: autophagosome maturation; retrograde protein transport, ER to cytosol; mitotic spindle disassembly. Bases 1 to 2607 code for a protein of 868 amino acids. The record is from RefSeq and is a predicted model, not a curated record.
AUGUUCCUAAAAUUGGUUUUUAAAAUUUUCUUAUUUAUUUUUAUUGCCAUAAACUCGAGCCCAUUCACUUUAUGCUUGAAUACAAAUUGGAAUAGACACACACGUUUUCCAAACUCCAUAUUUAAUCGAAAACUUUCAAACAAUGCGUUAGCAAGAAACAGGGAUAGUUUUGCCCUCAUUCCUUUCGAAUCGAGCUAUUUUGGAUUCUUCAAGAAACGGAAGCCGAGCGGAUUCAAUAUAUUUAAAUGGGCAUCAGACAACAACGGUGAAGAAAAGAAAAUUGCAUCGGAUGUGGUUACUAACGCAGAAAAUGUUCAAACCAGUUGCACACCUAGCGGAGAUCCCAAGUGUAACGAUAACACAUCAGUGUAUCAGAAGAUUUUAGAGGGGUCCUCGUCUAACCUAUUUCUGUUGAGCGAUACAUUUGGAGGAAAUAAUGAUGUAAAUGUAAAAAUAGGGAAGGAGCAAGCCAACAGGCUGAGUUUGAUGACAGGUGAUUUUGUAAGAGUGCGAGGAAGAAGAAGAAAGGAGACGAUAUGUGGAGUGGAUGUUAAAGAGGAAAUUAAGAGAAACGAGGUAGUGUUGCACGAAGACGUAAGAAGGAAUCUGAGGCUGAGGUUGGGAGACGUGGUAUCAAUAAAUAAGAUUAAAAACAUACCGGACGUAAAAAUAGUGUAUGUGUUGCCAUUUAAGGACACCAUUGACCCGCUGGUUAAGCAGUUAUCAAACCAGAAUGAAGAAUACGAUGAAAAGAAGGUGAGAGCAGUGCUGAAGAAUUUUAAGGUCCUGAAGAUAAAAACGCUGUCAAAGCAGUUUGAGAACCUGCUGGUGGACACUGACGUAGGCUUCAUAGUGGGAGACAGCAUCAUAGACCACAACGGACCCUUUUUAUCGAGGGAACACGAUGAUAAGAGCUACGGAGAGAUAGGAUACGAUGAUAUAGGCGGGAUGACAAAGCAGCUGGGAAAGAUAAGAGAGUUGAUUGAGCUGCCGCUUCUGCACCCAGAGCUGUUUACGACAGUAGGAAUCAGUCCACCUAAGGGGGUGAUACUACACGGACCACCAGGAUGCGGUAAAACACUGGUUGCAAGAGCAAUAGCAAAUGAAACUGGAGCAAAGUGUUACGUUAUCAAUGGACCUGAAAUCAUGUCGAAAAUGGUGGGAGAAUCGGAGGAAAACCUGAGAAACACGUUCGAAAACGCAAGUAAAAAUGGACCCGCAAUCAUAUUCAUCGAUGAAAUCGACUCAAUAGCAGGGAAGAGAAGUAAGGUGCAGGGGGAGCUGGAGAGGAGGCUAGUGUCGCAACUGCUGACACUGAUGGAUGGAAUAAACACAGUGAAGGCGAAUAAAGGACUGGUGGUAAUCGCAGCAACAAAUAGAAUUAAUAGCAUCGACAACGCACUGAGGAGGUUCGGAAGGUUCGACAGGGAGAUCGAAAUGGCGAGCUGCGACGAGAAGGAGCGCUACGAAAUCCUGAAGGUGAAGACGAAAAACAUGAGGCUCGACUCGGACGUGGAUCUGCACAAGAUAGCGAAGGAGUGCCACGGAUACGUGGGAGCGGACAUCGCGCAGCUGUGCUUCGAGGCGGCGAUGAGCGCAAUCAAGGACAGCCUCAACUCGUCAGUGUACCUGCAGUACUACUGCCCGGACGAGAUUCCGCAGGAGGUGCUGAACAGCCUGGUGGUGAAGAGCAAGCACUUCGAGGAGGCGCUCUCGCUCUGCAACCCGAGCAGCCUGAGGGAGAAGAUCGUCGAGAUCCCGGAAACGACGUGGAACGACGUGGGAGGCUUGGAGGGCGUGAAGAAGGAGUUGAUAGAGACCAUACAGUAUCCACUGCUGUACCCGGAGAAGUUCACAAAGUACGGGCAGUCGUCGAACAAGGGAGUGUUAUUCUACGGGCCACCGGGGUGUGGUAAGACCCUUUUGGCCAAAGCUAUCGCACACGAAUGUAACGCAAAUUUCAUAUCAAUUAAAGGACCUGAACUGCUCACGAUGUGGUUCGGAGAAAGUGAAGCGAACGUAAGAGAGCUGUUUGACAAGGCAAGAGCCUCAGCACCAUGCAUACUCUUCUUCGACGAAAUAGACUCCAUCGCCAAAGCCAGAAGUAGGAACGGAGUAUCGGGGCAAGAAGCAGCUGACAGAGUGAUUAACCAGAUUCUCACUGAGAUCGAUGGAAUCAACGUGAAGAAGCCAAUAUUUAUAAUAGCUGCAACUAACAGGCACGUUUCCAUACUGAGGCCCGGGCGUUUGGGGAAGCUGAUAUACAUUCCUCUGCCGGACGCAAAAAGCAGAGAGAACAUUUUCAAGGCUGCGCUGAGGAAUUCGCCAGUCUCUCCAGACGUGGACAUAGCCGAGAUGGCAGACGCGCUGGAAGGCUACUCAGGCGCCGACAUUGCCGAGGUCUGCCACAGAGCCGCCCUUGAGGCGAUCAGGGAGAGCAUCGAGGAGGAGAUAAAGAGGAGGCGCCCCCUCGAAAAGGGCGAAAAGGACCCGGUGCCGUACAUAACCAAAAGGCACUUUCAAAUCGCACUCAAAAACUCAAGGAAAUCCGUUGAAAAGAACGACAUUGAAUUGUACGAAUCCUUCAAGAACAAACACGCAGUUUAA